GCGUCACCGCGGCGCCGUCGGCUCGCUUGGCGCGCAGGGCCGGGUGUGCGCGGUCCGCCUUCCUCUCCCGCUUCUCUGCCCGCGUCCCGGCUCCGAGAUGCCGUCGGCCCUGGGCCUGGCCGUGCCGGCCGCCGCGGCCCCGCAGGAAGCGCUGGAAACGGCGGGGCGGCUCAUCGACCGGCAGCUGCAGGAGGACCGGCUGGGCCCCGACCUCUCCGAGCUGCUGCUGGCGUCCGCCCCGACUAAUCCCACUGUCUCCGGCAUGUCAGAUAUGGACUAUCCUCUCCAAGGACCUGGUUUGCUGUCGGUGCCCAACCUCCCAGAGAUCAGCACCGUCCGAAGGGUUCCUCUCCCGCCAGAACUUGUUGAGCAGUUUGGGCACAUGCAGUGUAACUGCAUGAUGGGCGUGUUCCCUGCCAUCAGCAGAGCGUGGCUCACUAUUGACAGUGACAUCUUCAUGUGGAACUAUGAAGACGGAGGAGACCUUGCCUAUUUUGAUGGACUUAGUGAGACGAUUCUUGCUGUGGGGCUUGUGAAGCCAAAAGCUGGCAUCUUUCAGCCUCACAUACGACACCUACUGGUUUUAGCAACCCCUGUGGACAUAGUGAUUCUUGGACUCAGCUACGCCAAUCUGCAAGCAGGCUCUGGGGUCCUUAAUGACAGUAUGCAUGGUGGGAUGCAGCUGCUCCCCGACCCCUUGUACUCUCUUCCCACUGAUAACACCUACCUUCUAACCAUCACCUCCACUGAUAACGGCAGGAUCUUCUUGGCUGGAAAGGACGGCUGUUUAUAUGAAGUAGCAUAUCAGGCAGAGGCGGGCUGGUUUAGCCAAAGAUGUAGGAAAAUAAACCACUCAAAGAGCUCACUUUCUUUCCUUGUUCCUUCGUUGCUACAGUUCACUUUCUCAGAAGAUGAUCCCAUUGUUCAAAUUGCAAUUGAUAAUUCUAGAAAUAUUUUAUACACACGAUCUGAGAGAGGAGUAAUACAAGUUUAUGACCUGGGCCACGACGGACAAGGAAUGAGCAGGGUCGCCUCCGUGUCGCAGAAUUCCAUCGUCUCUGCUGCUGGAAACAUUGCCAGGACCAUCGAUCGCUCUGUUUUUAAACCAGUUGUGCAAAUAGCAGUGAUUGAAAAUUCUGAGUCACUGGACUGUCAGUUACUGGCCGUCACACACGCAGGUGUGAGGUUAUAUUUCAGCACUUGUCCCUUCAGACAGCCUCUAGCAAGACCGAAUACGUUGACCCUGGUGCAUGUCCGCUUGCCCCCCGGCUUCUCAGCAUCCUCCACAGUGGAAAAGCCUUCCAAAGUGCACAAAGCCCUGUACAGUAAAGGUAUUUUACUGAUGGCAGCCUCAGAAAAUGAAGAUAAUGAUAUUUUGUGGUGUAUCAAUCAUGAUACUUUUCCUUUCCAAAGACCAAUGAUGGAAACCCAGAUGACAGCCCGUGUGGAUGGCCACUCGUGGGCUCUUUCUGCCAUAGACGAGCUCAAAGUAGAUAAGAUCAUCACGCCCUUAAACAAGGACCAUAUUCCCAUAACGGACUCGCCAGUGGUCGUACAGCAGCACGUGCUGCCGCCGAAGAAGUUUGUCCUCUUGUCAGCACAGGGGAGCCUCAUGUUCCAUAAGCUUAGACCUGUAGAUCAACUAAGACAUCUACUCGUGAGCAACGUGGGCGGAGAUGGAGAAGACAUCGAAAGGUUUUUUAAGUUACACCAGGAAGAUCAGGCUUGCGCUACCUGCCUGAUCCUUGCUUGUUCCAGUGCUGCUUGUGACAGAGAGGUGUCUGCCUGGGCCACAAGGGCUUUCUUCAGGUAUGGUGGUGAAGCCCAGAUGAGAUUUCCAACCGCUCUCCCUACGCCGAGCAAUGUCGGGCCCAUCUUGGGGUCUCCUGUCUACGCCAGUUCUCCUCUUCCUGGUGGUAGUCCCUACCCAAAUCCAUCCUUCUUGGCAACACCAGUUCAAGGUGUUCAUCCUCCUGCCAUGUCAACCCCACUGUGUGCCCCAGGAAACCCCGCAGCUCAGGCCCCAAGUCUGAGCUGUGUGACUGGGCCUGAGAUUGUGUAUUCGGGAAAACACAAUGGCAUUUGCAUUUACUUUUCUCGAAUCAUGGGAAACAUCUGGGAUGCUAGUUUGGUUGUGGAGAGAGUCUUCAAGAGCGGCAGCCGAGACAUCACUGCAAUUGAAAGUAGUGUUCCUUCUCAGCUUUUGGAGUCAGUACUACAAGAACUCAAAGGUCUACAAGAAUUUCUAGACAGGAACUCCCAGUUUGCUGGAGGGCCAUUAGGAAAUCCUAACGCUCCCGCCAAGGCGCAGCAGAGGCUUCUCGGGUUCAUAUGUCCCGAAAACGGAAACAGCCAGCAGAUGCAGCAGGAGCUGCAGCGCAAAUUCCAUGAGGCUCAGCUGAGUGAGAAAGCUUCACUUCAGGCAAUCCAGCAGCUGGUUCGAAAAUCAUACCAGGCUCUGGCUUUAUGGAAACUCCUCUGUGAGCACCAGUUCUCUGCCAUUGCCGCGGAGCUGCAGAAGGAAUUUCAAGAGCAAUUGAAAAUCACUACCUUUAAGGACUUGGUCAUCAGGGACAAGGAGCUGACUGGAGCCCUGAUCGCGUCCCUCAUCAACUGUUACAUCAGAGACAACGCCGCCGUCGAUGGCAUCAGUUUGCACUUGCAGGACAUUUGCCCACUGCUGUACAGCACAGAUGACGCAGUCUGCUCCAAGGCAAACGAACUUCUGCAGCGUUCCAGGCAAGUUCAAAAUAAGAUUGAAAAGGAAACAAUGUUACGGGAGUCAUUAAAAGAAUACCAACAGAUAAGCAGCCAAGUGGAUCUUGCCGGUGUCUGUGCUCAGUAUAGACAAGUCCGUUUCUACGAGGGCGUCGUGGAGCUGUCGCUCACUGCUGCGGAGAAGAAAGAUCCUCAGGGCCUCGGGCUUCACUUCUACAAGCACGGAGAGCCGGAAGAAGACACCGUGGGUCUUCAGGCUUUCCAAGAAAGAUUAAGUAGCUACAAGUGCAUCACAGAUACACUUCAGGAGCUGGUCAAUCAGAGUAAGGCAGCACCCCAGUCACCCAGUGUACCUAAGAAGCCGGGGCCGCCGGUGUUGUCGUCUGAUCCCAACAUGCUGAGCAAUGAAGAAGCAGGACGUCACUUUGAACAAAUGCUUAAAUUGUCUCAAAGGUCCAAAGAUGAGCUCUUCAGCAUCGCCCUUUAUAACUGGCUCAUACAAGCUGAUCUUGCUGAUAAACUCCUGCAGAUCGCCUCUCCAUUUCUGGAGCCACAUCUAGUUCGAAUGGCCAAAGUCGACCAAAACAAAGUCCGGUACAUGGAUUUGCUCUGGAGGUACUAUGAGAAGAACCGAAGUUUCAGCAGUGCUGCGCGCGUCCUCUCCAAGCUGGCCGAUAUGCACAGCACAGAAAUUUCACUCCAGCAGCGACUAGAGUACAUUGCUCGAGCCAUUCUUAGUGCCAAGAGUUCCACUGCCAUUUCAUCUACCGCUGCAGAUGGCGAGUUCCUCCAUGAACUGGAAGAGAAAAUGGAAGUUGCUCGGAUCCAGCUCCAGAUCCAAGAGACCCUGCAGAGGCGAUAUUCCCAUCAUUCCUCUGUGCAGGAUGCAGUUUCCCAGCUGGACUCUGAGCUCAUGGACAUCACGAAGCUUUAUGGUGAAUUUGCUGACCCAUUUAAACUCGCGGAGUGUAAACUUGCAAUCAUUCAUUGUGCUGGUUAUUCAGACCCCAUAUUGGUGCAGACACUUUGGCAGGACAUCGUGGAAAAAGAGCUAAAUGAAAGCGUGGCUCUGAGCUCCUCAGAUAGGAUGCGCGCGCUCAGUCUCAAGAUGGUCAUCCUGGGCAAGACCUAUGUCGGCACCCCCCGCUUCUUCCCGCUAGAUUUUAUUGUGCAAUUCUUAGAGCAGCAAGUCUGCACUUUAAACUGGGACGUUGGCUUUGUCAUCCAGACAAUGCAUGAGAUCGGCGUGCCUCUGCCCAGACUGCUGGAAGUUUACGAUCAGCUGUUCAAGUCUCGGGAUCCAUUCUGGAACAGAAUGAAGAAGCCGCUGCACCUCUUGGACUGCACUCACGUUCUACUGGCCAGAUACGUGGAGAACCCCAGCCAGGUUGUGAGCUGCGAGAGGAGAAGGUUCACCAACCUCUGCCUGGACGCCGUCUGCGGCUACCUGGUUGAGCUCCAGUCCAUGAGCUCGUCCUCGGCCGUGCAAGCCGUCACCGGGAGCUUUAAGGCUCUCCAGGCCAAGCUGGAGCGGCUCCACUGAUGACGGGUGUUCUGCAGAUGUUUGAUCUGUACAAUAAAAGAUGAGCUCGGUCCAGAACUUAAGAACUAGACUUUUUAAUACAGACAUCUCUUUAAUGAGUGACUAGCAUUGCAAAAUGAAUUAUUUUUCACUACUACUGUGUUGUUCUUUUAUAACUAGUUUGUGAAGUUGAAACCAGGGGCCAGGAAACGUCGCACUGGGUAAAGAUUCAAACCUUAUCCUGCGUGAGGGCCUGCCCUCCGUCGGGUACCAGCUGGGGGCGGCAGGAGCAGCGCCACGGGAGGUCCCAGGAAAUGGAGUGCUACUUGGGUGGCUCUCCCUCUCUUACCUCCCUCUCUCUCUCUCAAGAAAUGUGGAAUAAAAGUCACCCGUUUGAA
Messenger RNA from Erinaceus europaeus (western European hedgehog), 4638 nucleotides. RefSeq names its product nucleoporin 155 (gene NUP155). The transcript is spliced from 35 exons. The coding region runs from base 98 to 4261 and encodes 1387 amino acids. Gene Ontology annotation, molecular function: structural constituent of nuclear pore. The record is from RefSeq and is a predicted model, not a curated record. Gene Ontology annotation, biological process: transcription-dependent tethering of RNA polymerase II gene DNA at nuclear periphery; protein import into nucleus; protein localization to nuclear inner membrane. NCBI's taxonomy places the organism in Eukaryota, Metazoa, Chordata, Mammalia, Eulipotyphla, Erinaceidae. Gene Ontology annotation, cellular component: nuclear pore; nuclear pore inner ring.